Messenger RNA from Callorhinus ursinus (northern fur seal), 769 nucleotides. RefSeq names its product glycosylphosphatidylinositol anchored molecule like (gene GML). NCBI's taxonomy places the organism in Eukaryota, Metazoa, Chordata, Mammalia, Carnivora, Otariidae. The record is from RefSeq and is a predicted model, not a curated record.
UCCUUGGGGACGUGCCCCUGCUGUGAGAAGCGCGACUGUGGUGCGGAGGGUCCUCCUGCUCCCCUGCUGCGGCUGUGCCUCCGAACCCCGCUGUGCCCACGGUCUCCGGCCGCGCCAGCCCCCGGUUCCAGAAGGUUCAAGUUCAAGAAAUGAUGCUUCUCUGUGCCUUGCUCGUAGCCGUUGGCUGGCUGCAGGUCACUGAUGGAUAUGCACCUUGGGCCUAUCAUAUGAAAUGCUACAACUGUUGGAUGAUCAACAACUUCUUUUGUGCAAAAACUAGAGCAUGUCCCAUAAAUCUCAGGCGCUGCAUGACAAUCUCUGCUCGUUUGAAUGUUCGGGAACUAUACGUUUACAAGAACUGCACAUCCAACUGCACUUUUUUAUAUCCAUCCGAAACACCUCCUGAAGCCCCGAGAAUCCUUAAAACUAAUAGUUUUUAUUUUGUUCAUUGUUGUAAUUCUAUGACUUGCAAUGAGGGAGGACCUACUAAUUUCGAGAGGGAUAUCCUACCUGAUUAUACAAUUGAGGAGGAGUUAGAGGGAACUGUGCGCCUGGGAGAGUCAACAUUUUUCCUGAGCGUUGCCUCCAUCCUAGUCAGCAAUACACUGACAUGAGAAGCCCUCUUGGAGGGCCUGAUCUCUCCCCCCAUUCCUCAGAGCAAGUUCACUCUCCUUUCCUCCCUUGUGAGCGGGGACCCUGACCCACACGCCUUCCAGUUGGCCGGUUACCCCUUUUCAGCUUAUUUCAAGAGAGAAAUAAAGAACAUCAU